UGGCUCACAGCUAGAUAUCACACUGGAUAGAUUCGUCCCGCCCUGUGCUCUGGAGCGUUCUCUCCUUCAGUGACCACAUAUGACAAGUUGAUGUGAAACUAGAAUGACUCUGAGAUCUCUUCUGUGAGUUCCCCUUUGCGCACUUGUGUCUGAGCCUGGAUGAUGGAGGUGGAGGUGGAGAGCUGCUGGCUGCUCCUUCUGCUCUGCUUCUUGACUCUCCACAGCUCGGCCAUCGAGACCGUGAACGUGGUGGACUUCUGUGGCCAAACGAUACGUGGUGACGGCAUGAUCGUCAACUCGCACCAGGAGUCCAAGAAGUACUACUUUGUUACCAUGGGGACUGACUGCCACCUCACCAUGCAGGCCAGCUCCCCUAAAGACAAGGUCCAGUUCCACUUCCGCUUCUUCCUGGUGUACAGUUUGUUACGAGUGGCCCCUCUGAGCCCGGCCCCUCUCUUUCCAGAGUCCCCUCGUGGCUCCGCCCCAUUUAACCCCAGACUGGAGCCCACCUCCGGUGAGAGCUCGGGGGACCCGUGUCACGCAGGCUCAUAUGUCCAGUUCUAUGAUGGAGGUGACAGGAGCUCGCCUCCUCUUGGGCCUCCUCUUUGUGGGAAGAGCCCGCCCCGGCCGGUGCUGUCCACAGGAAACUACCUGACCCUGAGGCUGGUGACCCGGGGGACUCAGCCCAGAGUGGACUUUGUGGGGGACUUCACCUCCUUCAGGCUGGGUUUUAACCAAUCAGAGUGCAGCAAUGAGCCCUAUUUCACCUGCAGAAAUGGAAAGUGUAUCCCUCUCAGUCUGGUGUGUGAUGAUAAAGGCAUUGACAACUGUGGGGAUGGAAGUGACCUGGAAGAAAACCUUACUACGGGUUGCAAAGCAGGUCAGCUUUUACCUCCUGAACCUCCACCGUCAAUAGCAACCCCACCCCCACCUUUUGUGAAACCACCCACAACGGCCAUUCCACACAUCAGCUGUGGCGUUCCAGACAGCCCUCCAAGUCAUGAGUCUGUAACAGACUCCCCUGCCUCUCUGUCCCUGUUGGUUCUCUACAUCAUCCUGGGCGUGGUGGCAGGCAGCGUGGUGCUCUGCUGGUGCUGCUGGUCACCCGGUUGGUUCCUCUGGCGCGUCAGCUUCUGUCGCUUCUUACCCUGCUGCAACUCGGCCUGCGCCUCCUGUCAGCUCUGCGCCCGCAGCUGCACCCACAGCAAGGAGCACCGACUGGCAAAAGUCACCCCACACACACCAGUCAACGGGACCCCAACAGGCAUGGCAGCCACCACCAACAGUGCUGAUGAAAAUGUUACCACGGCAGCUGUGUAGAGCAGGAGGAGUGUCCGGUCAGUUUUAGCUUGCUGAGACAGUACAGUAUGCUGAGCUGUGAUCAGGGGAGGACAUGAACAGUUACUGCAUUAGGCAGUGCAGCAUGACCGACAAUCUUUAUCAUGAAGGUUGAACUGGUUCAGUUUGCAAUGCUGAAAUGAGCAGAGCUGAGCAGUUUCGGUCAAACUGUGGUUUGUGUGCUUUAAAGGUGAUGAUGAGACUGCUAUGUUUAUGUUGCUAUAAGAAGGUAAAGCAGGGUACAGUGUGACUAUGGAUUGUGUAAGAAGUGUGAAUGUAUCUAUAGCAUUAAGGGUUCUUAGAAUUACUUAAGAAACAUUUAUUGUUUACAGCAUGUUUCGCCUGUUUUGAAGUUAUAUCUUAUAUAUUGUGAUGGCAUCACAUUCUGUUUAAGAGACUGCUCAAGAGGUUUGAGAAGGGCAGUCUUAAAUGCUUGGCCAGUUUUCAGAGGAGACAAUAAAGACUGUUGAGUUGUUAUAGUCUAUAGUCAUAUGUCUUUUUGUAUAUGAAUAUGCUUUUCUGCUCUGCAUAAGAGGUAACAGUUUAGUCAUUUAGUGAAAGAAUACUUUCAGUCCACAGCUUUGACCAAAAGUAUGCCAUGGACACAUGCUGAGGAGACAGUGCAGACCUACAAAGUCUCCCACCUGGGGACAACAGCUGUUCUCCCCUGGAGAAAUUCCUUCAAACUUUCCACUCUCCGCCCAGCAGUCCACUGUUGUUCCACAUAAAAGCCAAUGUGGAAUUCGGACAAUAGAGCACAAAGUCACCCAGUGUAUAGGGGUCGACAUUUUGUAGGAAAAAACGUUGUGGUAUUUUAGUGUGAACUUCUAACAUGCUAUUGUGUGGACGAAAUAAACAUAUAGAAAA
Messenger RNA from Cottoperca gobio, 2205 nucleotides. It is a transcript of the gene ldlrad2, whose product is annotated as low density lipoprotein receptor class A domain containing 2. The record is from RefSeq and is a predicted model, not a curated record. The coding region runs from base 160 to 1320 and encodes 386 amino acids. The transcript is spliced from 5 exons. NCBI's taxonomy places the organism in Eukaryota, Metazoa, Chordata, Actinopteri, Perciformes, Bovichtidae. Gene Ontology annotation, molecular function: protein binding.